Messenger RNA from Sipha flava (yellow sugarcane aphid), 868 nucleotides. RefSeq names its product protein lin-36-like. NCBI's taxonomy places the organism in Eukaryota, Metazoa, Arthropoda, Insecta, Hemiptera, Aphididae. The transcript has 4 exons. The coding region runs from base 262 to 819 and encodes 185 amino acids. The record is from RefSeq and is a predicted model, not a curated record.
UAAUUUUAUUACAUCACAUCGAUAGCGUUUUCUCUCAUGGGUGUCUCGGUGGUAUAUUCCGAACGUUUAUAUCAUUUGACGUUUUCGAAUUCACAUUAUAUGAUACGUGGUGCAGUAUUACAGAUUAUAUUAAAGGUUUCAUGUAAUCUGUGGCAGUACUAUGGCAUUAACGCCUCACGUGUGGUCGUCUUUACGUGAAUAUUUCUGUUUAAUAAUAUUGAGUGCAACUCAAAAUUGAUAAAUCGAAAAAAAUAAAGUAAAAUGAGUGUCAUGAAAAAUUACGGAGUUUGUGUUGUAUGCAAUAACUGGAAACAUACCUUUACGCUUCAUAAAUUUCCUUCUAAUUUGGAUCAAAGGCGUCUGUGGCUAAAGAAGAUUGGUUUGCAGGAGAAGGAUUAUAAAAACUCGGACAGACUUUGUUCCGUCCAUUUCAAGGAGUCAUGUUUUAUAGGCAUACGAAAAAAAUUCUUAGCACCCGGAUCAAUUCCUACGAAGUUUCCUCCGGGACGAGGAAAUAAAAAAUUUACUUAUCCAUCCACAUUUAAGAAAUAUAAAAAUGUCAAUCGUUAUAAAGUAUGGGUUUGUAAAAUUUGUAAGAAAUACGUGGCAAACAAAGAAAAUGUAUGGAAACAUUUAACCAUGUGUAACGAAAUAAACCCAUAUUUUGAUGCCAAAACGGUUCUAAGUAAGGAAGAAGGUGUGGAACAAACGGAAGAAUUUAUAUUCGUAUCUUCAGAAUAUCCUCAAACAUGGAUAUGUAAUUAUUGUAAUACAUAUAUUUUAAAUGAAUCGUCAGUUAACAAACAUACUUGUCGUUAGUUCAUUAAAUAUUUGUUAUUUUAUGGCCGUUUUUAAUAUAUUAAUAUAC